This is a messenger RNA of Gamsiella multidivaricata, 4243 nucleotides long. RefSeq lists its product as uncharacterized. The coding region runs from base 360 to 4040 and encodes 1226 amino acids. The record is from RefSeq and is a predicted model, not a curated record. The transcript has a single exon. NCBI's taxonomy places the organism in Eukaryota, Fungi, Mortierellomycota, Mortierellomycetes, Mortierellales, Mortierellaceae.
GCAAGGACGAGUUUUCUCCAAUGUCCGAAGGAACGAGAUCGAAGAGAUGACAAAUGCGAAGCACGGUCAGGAUAAAAGAAAGAUGCCGCGUAUAGUUUACUCCGCAGAUGAUGGAUUAUUCCGAUAUCGAUUUCAGCACAGCUACGCAGAAGGCCAAGCAGACCCCUUAUUCAAUUCGAAUUUACCUUCUUCCGCAGCUUCAUUCCCACCUUCAACUCUCCAAUGGGAAGUUUAAGAAGUUUUAAUAAGCAGCUUAAGCGGUGGUGGUGGUGAUGGUGACCUUACGUGACAGCUUGUACCUGUUCAAUUGCUCUGAGAGAAAUUGAUGUGGACAAAAGGGCGAUUGAAAGACAGACAGGAUGGACGCGUCGACUUUGUGUUCAGGUGGCGAAAGUCAGUCAAAGUCAGUCGAAGUCAGCCCGGUUAGGAACACCAAGCCAAACACGGCAAGAAAACAUGAACGAAAACAACGCUUUUGCGGACCAUGGAAGAAUCCCCCUCCCGCUCCUAGUCGGGCUUCUCAAAGGGGAAGUGGAAACAAGCGAUGGCAAUCAGAUCGUUCGUCCGUUUGUCCGUUCAUUCGUUCAUUCACACUCCACUCUUCUUCCUUCUGCUCACACAUACACACACACACGCUUUCUCUCCCUCACUUUAUUGUCUUUUGUACUUCAGCAGACCUGUAUUUUGUAUAUCACAUAUUUGUAUUGCACACCACUCGCUUUGUUCCACCCUUGCUCCCUCUUUCUCUCUCUCGCAUUCGCGCACCUCUCUCUUCUACCACACGACCUUUUCUUCUUUUUUUUUCUCCACUCCACUCCACUCCUCUCCACUCUACUCUACUCCACUUCACCUCACUCUGCCUCACUCUACUCUACUCUAUCCAGUCCGCUCUAUUCCACUCGCUACUUCAACAAAAGACACCACAGCGCACUUGCUCGCUGAACCACAACCAAAAGUCAAGAAGACAGAUGGGAAACGUUUCCUCAAAGCCCUCAACCGAUACUCCUCUCUCUGCCUCCAUACCGACUUCCCCCUCGUCCCAGGUUACUUUCGACUUUAAAACCACCUCUCCCUCAACCACCCUUGCACCACAAGCAGCACCAACACCAACCAGGUCCUCGUUCUCCGUCGAAUCGCCCUCGAAGAAGGAGAGGCGGCAUAUCCAGCACCAGCGUUCAUUUUCGUUUUCGGUGCGGCCCAUCGCUUCCAGAAGCCAGCACAGCGACAGUGGCAACAGCACCGGUAAGAGUCAGGAUGAGGUAGUCCUUGCCCGCAAUAGCACCAACUCUAAAGCCGACAGCGCCAAAGAUACCAAUACCAGUACCAAUACCAGUACCAAUACCAAUACCAACCCCGCCUCUACCGAGAGUCUCGCAGAUUUGAAAACAGCCCGUGCAGAAAACGACGAAGCAAUGAAUUCGUCAGUUCCAACAGCCUUGCUGCUUGACAAGCCUUUGCCCGCAUCCCCCUUGCUCCGCCCUCCUACACCCCCACCCAAGGAUAGGUUUCCACAGAAAACUGUGCAGCUGCUGCUGUCCCCGGAUAAGGCAUUAGCAUUUGCAGAAACAAUCCAUGACAACCGCCAAAAGGAUCUAGCCACAAAGAUCUCCCGGUCUAGCUCCCUCUCUCAACAAAGUGUUCAUUCCCAGUCUUCGCUUUCCGACAAAAGUGUCGUCAGUAGCAGUAGCGGCAGCAGCAGUGGAGGGAGCGCCAAUAGCAACGGCAGCAGGAGCGACAACAGUGCACGUACCGCCACGACUCCAACAACGUCUGUUAGCGGGGGAACCAUCGAAUCCGUUGGACAACUGAGUCUGCAGCGAUUCCCGACGGGCGAGAGUGAGUAUAAGGUCAAGUCCUCCUCAAAGUUCAGGCAAAGCCAUGGCACCCAGGCUAAGGCGCCUCGAGCUACAUCCACGGUCUCGUCAUCUUCGGCCCGAUCUUCUUCCGGUAGUUCAGGAUUUAAAUUUUCCAAACCCAACUUGUCGUUCAAACCAUUGCUUUACAGCAAUGGCAACGAUAGCAAGAACCAGCAGCACCUGUAUCAGCAUCACAACAGCAGCAACCCAUCUGCUUCGCCGAAUGGCUACCCGCAUCAGGCCUUGGACGCCUUUGCAAACUCGCCUUUCCCCACGAUCUUGAUGACAAUCCAACUGCCACAAUCUCUCCUGGACAAGUACGUGGUUGAUCAGGAGAGUUUUCGGCAUGGGAAGGGAAUCUGGGGCAUCGGAAGGUACAGUUGGACGAUCACGGUUCUCUCGAGAUCGAAUGGCAAGAAGGUAAGCUUGAGGGAGCGCAUGAGAAAACAAGGGUUUGAACCGCGGGUGAUGAUGUUAACCAAUUCUCUUGACUUUCAAAAGUAUGUGAUCAAGAGAGUCUCCAAGUCGCUUCUGCCCCCAUCUGCGUAUUACCACUACCCGACGACAGCACACCGACUGUGCACCUGUCCUGCAUGCAAGUCAAGUCGAGAACAACUCUUAUUGUCCGGUCAACUGGACCAGAAGGAGCUGGAGAAUAUGCAGGAGGUCCUCAUUAUCGAGAACAAGGGAAAGAAGGAGCUGCCGCAACUGCCCCCGUCCUCGCCGCAACUGCAGCCUUCGAAGCUCCAGUCCAACCGUCUCUUGUCCACCUCGUCAAUCUCAUCCUCAGCCACCAAGGAUCCAAAAGACAAAGACAAAUGGAGGAGCUUCAAUCUCUACAGCGUUCACAACGUGAGUAUGCCAAACCAGCAGGGCAAAUCUCUGACGUUCAGCGCCAACUCCUCAGCGCAGAGUACCCCGGCCAACUCUCGACCCUCGACCCCGUCACCUUCCCCUCUUCGUCUGUGCUCAAAUCCUUCCAAUGGCUCUGUGAAAGUCCACAGUAGGAGCCAUAGUCAUCAUGUAUCCUCCGCCACACAGUCUUCCCAUUAUCCAUUGCUUCCAUCUGCAACGCCGCUUUCUUGGCCAUACAAGGAUAGUGACCCGAUGGUGCCACAAAGUCCUAACAGAAUCAUCACUACCUCUGAUUUGAGUCAUGGACCACACUUAACCACCCAACCACCCGCGGAUAUUUUUUCGGAGCAUGCCUCAGCCCGUUCGUCCAAAUCGGCCCUCAAGUCCCUCGGCUCUUCUCACGGUCGCAAAAGGAGACCGGCGCUCAAAAGACAUGCAUCAACGCCCAAUUUAUCGCGACCAUUGACUGGAUUGGAUCUGCUGGAAGACGAUCCAUUAAAAGUAGAUCAACUGAGACAGCUCACGCGGCUCAAUACAAUUGAUUGGCAUCCUCAGGACGGGAAGAACCACCGGUACCAGCACAAUGCGAAUCCGUUUAAUUUGGGAGCAGAUCGACGGCUUCAGGAUUUCCCGCUGCCUACGUCCGGCACAGCAAAGGAGACCAUAUCUAACCACGAGGAGGGAAAAAAAUUGGGGUCGUCAUCAAGGCCUUCAGUAGACUUGGAGAAGAAGGUGGAUCCCUUUGACACGAACGGAGGCGAGUUCAGACAUCUGGAGCCGGAAUCACCAAGAUCGACCAAAGCUCCGGCACCCCAGGGAUUCACUCCGCCUCAACAUGCGCUGCCCAUGGAGCUCGUGCUGUUGCAGACUUACAAUGACUCGGAUCAUUUACCAGAGCAUCAUGAGUGGACACAGGAUCAGGACUACUGGUACUAUGUAACGAAAGCACAUGGAGUCAGGAGACGCAAGUUGAAGAAGGUCAGCACCUGGUGGUUGGAUAUGGGCAGUCUUGGGAGCGUCAUCAUGUCGGGUUCGUCGUCGUCUUCGACCGAGCCCAUUGCGACGGGACCGAUCUACAAUAUGGGACAUGCGACAGGAACCUCAUCACCGCAUAUGUCUUCGCCGCUCUCGUCCGAGUUGCAACUGUCGAAUGGUCAGAGCAGUGGUCGCCAGACGCCGAAUCAGGAGUCGUUGUCGUCGCAGAUCAGUAAUGGCGGUGCACACUAUUCACCCAGCGUGAACGCGACGAUGAAGAGGCAGGGCUCACCAAGGAACAGCCAUAUGGGCAAAUAUUUUUAUGUCGAUUGGGACGAGUACACAUCCUUGUGAUGAACACGUUUUUCUCUCUCUUUUGGUGUUGUUGUGCAAAAUGGCUCUUUUUGCUGCACUACCCAAUUAUACCCAUGCCCCAUUUUUCAUUUCCCAUUCCCCCCUUUCUUUUUUUUUGGCUGUUGUCAAUAUCCAAAGUGCUCGGAAAAAAAGGUGUACAUAAGGCAAAAAUUAAAAUAAAGUAUAGUAAAAAUAUAACAGGA